Nannochloropsis gaditana CCMP526 is the source of this 1031-nucleotide messenger RNA. Its product is annotated as wd-40 repeat-containing protein. Gene Ontology annotation, cellular component: elongator holoenzyme complex. Gene Ontology annotation, biological process: tRNA wobble uridine modification. The transcript has a single exon. Gene Ontology annotation, molecular function: protein binding. The annotation marks the transcript as partial. The record is from RefSeq and is a predicted model, not a curated record.
GACCACACGCUUUGGCCGGAAGUGGCCAAGUUGUACGGGCACGGGGACGGGAUCAUGUGCCUGGCCGCAGACCCAACGGGGCAAAUCGUGGCCUCCGCCUGCAAGGCCCGCGACGCCGAGACAGCACAAGUCCGGUUGUGGGACACGGGGAGCUGGCGCGGGGUCGGGGUCUUGCCCGGGCACGCCUCUACGGUCGUGCAGUUGGCUUUCUCGCACGACGGCUCCCUGCUGGCGAGUGUGUCCAAGGACAGGCAGGUCUGCCUCUACGCUAGGGAGGAGGACGGGGAGGGACCGCGCGCGGGGGCCUUUAGGCCGGUGCAGACGCUGGCCCGUGCGCACAAGCGUAUCAUCUGGUCCUGCGACUGGGCCCACGAUGACGCCUUGCUGGCCACGGCCUCCAGAGACGGGGUGGUAAAAAUUUGGGGAUGGCAGGGGGAGGGGGGAGUCAUGUGGCGCGACCAGGUCUUACCGGUGCUUGGACCGGAGGCCCUGGCCAGCUUCAAGCCCAGCACGAGCGAAACGGACGCGGUCACGGCCGUGGCCUUCGCACCCCGCUUGGUCCAGGGGGCCGACGUGGCCGGCUAUCUGCUCGCGCUGGGCACAGAGAGUGGUAACGUGGAGUUGUGGACCGGUACCAAGGAUAAGGGCAAGUCCUGGCGCUGCCUCCUUGCGUUCGACGGAAGCCUGCCCCACGCUGGAGCGGUGCGCCGGCUCCGCUGGAAACCUCUCUCGUCCGCGCAGGAUGGUGAUGAGAAGACCUCGUUGAUCUUAGCCAGCUGUGGGACCGACCAUGCCGUGAAAAUAGCCAGGAUCCGGCACCUGUGAUGUCGCGCGUCGAGGCGUUCUUGGGAACACAUUAGAGCAAAGAAUGACACUGAUACCUGUAAUGAGGAAGCCCUGGAGCUUAAACAGGCAUUCGUGAUUGGAAAAGCGUUCAUUUGAAUCAUCCCCCUCCUAGACAAUGUUAUGAGGACACACUCAACAUUCAAAUUCUCCUUCCAUUACCCCGCACAGACGCGGCUUCGAUGCGC